Paramuricea clavata is the source of this 816-nucleotide messenger RNA. The record is from the annotation of a GenBank genome assembly. NCBI's taxonomy places the organism in Eukaryota, Metazoa, Cnidaria, Anthozoa, Malacalcyonacea, Plexauridae.
AUGUCUUCCCAAUCAACUGAGUUAACAAUUGAAAACAUCAAAUCUAUACCUGUUCCACAGUCUCCUCAAAAGUAUUCAAAAACACUAACUUGUGCUGUGCUUAAUAAGAGUCCAAUACGACCAACCAGAAAUAAUGGAUCCAUGUUCUCCAUGAAUCUUUGUGGUAGGGACCCGUCAUCUACAAUCCGAGCAAUAUGUUUCUCCGAAGGCAUGUUUUCUAAAUUUCAACCAAACACAACAUAUAAUCUUAAGCAAUUUAAAGUGAAGAAAGCAUUUGGCAAAUCCAGUUCUAAUGUUGAGUUGCUAGUAGACAAUGACACAAAUGUUUCCACUUCAACAUCGCAAUUUGUACUGGAGGAACACUCCUUUACCAUCUCCCAAAUUUUAAACAAUGAAACUGAAAAUGUUAGAUUCAUCAACCUUAAGGCUAAAGUAAUGAAAGUAGAUGAUUUAAUUGUAGUUGGCACAUAUCCAGAUAACAAAGCAAAGAGAAAUAUUCAUCUUGCUGAUCACUCAGGGCACAUUCAAAUGGUACUCUGGAGAGAUCGUGCUGAGAAUUCGCAAGUUGUCGAGGGCAACGUUUUGAGUAUCAAGAAUGCUGUGGUCUCCAACUAUCAUCAAGCAUUAAGCCUCACCAGCACAUUUGAGACCACAAUUACCAGUAUAGAUGAAGUGACGAUGGCUGCACCUGCGGAGGAACCAUCUUUAAAUUCCAAUGUGGUUUCAGUAUACUUGCCAUCAAAGAAUUCUUGUGUCAAUACAGCUGCAUUGGUUGUCGAAAGGACAUCAAUGUUGAUCCAUCUGAGGACAGUGUAA